UUUUCGUAAUGCAAACGACAUGUCGUCUUUCGUUAGCGAAAAAUAAAAAGUAAAUACUACUUCUAAUAGAUGAUGUGCCCUGCAUAUCGCGCUCGCUGUUUAUGCUGAAGCUGAAAUAAUGGCCAACACCAAUCCCUCACAGCUCCUUCCGUCAGAGCUAAUAGACAGGUGCAUAGGCUCGAAAAUAUGGGUCAUAAUGAAAGGAGACAAGGAGCUUGUUGGUACUCUCAGGGGUUUUGACGUCUAUGUCAACAUGGUCCUUGAAGACGUUACUGAAUAUGAAAUUACAGCUGAAGGGCGACGCAUAACCAAGCUUGAUCAGAUAUUGCUGAAUGGAAAUAACAUUGCCAUUCUGGUUCCUGGUGGUUCCCCUGAUCCAGAAUGAAAGCACGUGGAUGCUUGCAUAACUUAUUUUUCCUUUUGAUGUAACUGUGGCAGAUAACUUCUUCUUUUUUUAUUGAGAAGUUCAUUUGUUAGGAAUUCCACUUCCAUCUUUGUGCUUUCCUGCAGAAAUGUAGCUGAAAUAUUAUGGUUGUAAAUGAUUUUCUUUGUCUAAUGAACCGUAUUAUCGGGAGAUUU
Molecule: messenger RNA, 579 nt
Organism: Populus euphratica (Euphrates poplar)
Lineage: Eukaryota; Viridiplantae; Streptophyta; Magnoliopsida; Malpighiales; Salicaceae
Product: U6 snRNA-associated Sm-like protein LSm5
Exons: 4
Coding region: 119-385 (88 amino acids)
Biological process (GO): mRNA splicing, via spliceosome
Cellular component (GO): Lsm1-7-Pat1 complex; U6 snRNP; U4/U6 x U5 tri-snRNP complex
Molecular function (GO): RNA binding
Source: RefSeq, a predicted model, not a curated record